Nicotiana tabacum (common tobacco) is the source of this 3091-nucleotide messenger RNA. Its product is annotated as scarecrow-like protein 22. Lineage: Eukaryota; Viridiplantae; Streptophyta; Magnoliopsida; Solanales; Solanaceae. The record is from RefSeq and is a predicted model, not a curated record.
AAAAGAAACGAAAUAUAAAACUAAAAUGAAAACAAAAGAUAGAGAGAGAAGAAGAUGAAGUGCACUUUCCUACUUUUAUGUGUUGCACGCAUCCAUGGCAUAAAUCACAAGGAAAACCAGAGUACUAUUAUAAGGCCAACAACAAGAACAGAAGAAAAGAAAAUAGCUAUUUAGCAACAUUCUUAUUAUCAUCAAAAAACAUUUUACCACUCUCCACAAUCUUGGCUUAGCUAAUUUGUCUUAUUCUCCAAGAAGAAGAAGAAGAAGAAGAAGAAGAAGAAGAAGAAGUACAAAAGAAGCAUCAAAGAAGAAAGAAGUCAUUUUGUGGACUGUAUGAUUGUACAUGAAUGAGUUUUUCUCUUGUGGGGUGUCCUUAGAUGGACAUCUUCAGUUCCAAUCAAAAACAAUUUCUUUGCACAUUUUCUAGGUGAUAUCUUUUGAUUUGAGGCCAAAACUUUUGUGGGUAUACUUUAGAUGAAGGGGAUGCCCUUACCCUUUGAUUUUGAGGGGAAGGGGGUGUUAGACUUGGACGUUGUGUUAAAUAAAAAUAGUAUCUUCAAUUCUUGGAACUACAAUAGCAAAGAAAGUUGUUAUCUUGUAAAUAGUCCAAGUGCUGUACUGGAUAUUAUAAGGAGUCCAAGGCCUGUUACUUCCUCUUCAACCCUGUCUUCGUCUUUUGGUGGUGGUGGUGGUGGUGGUGGCACUGCUUCCACAGAUACGGCAGGCGCAGUUUCUGCAAACCCAUCUUCUAAAUGGCAGCAGCAGCAACAACAAGACAACACCACUGCCACCAGUUCCAAUGUAGGAGGAGCUGCUGCUGAAUCUGAGCUUCUACAAGUUGCUGCUGCUACAGAAGGGAAGAAAUGUGGUAUGGAGGAGUGGGAAGGUGGGUUAUCAGAGUCUGUAAUGGCUUCUCCUUGUCAAGAACAGUCUAUACUUGGGUGGAUAAUGGGCGAUGUAGAUGACACCUCCAUGUCUAACUUGAACAAGGUGUUGCAGGUUAGUGGCCCUAUGGACUAUGAAUUCAAUGCAGGAUUUGGGGUUGUGGAUCAAGGUUUUGGUGUUGAUCAAAUUGGUACUAGUAGUUUCAUGCCUGCAAUUAAUAGCUCUUCUGUUUCAAGUUUUCCUCCUACUACUACCAGAAUGAACAGUGACAAGAUUGGCUUGCUUUCUAACAUACCAACACAUCUCCCUCAAAAUCCAAUCUUUCCUUCAUUCUCUAACAAUCUUGGCCCAGUUUCCUUCAGUCAGACACAGCAGCAGCAGCCAUUUGAGAGCACAGAUUUGAAGCCUCAGAGUUUCCACUCACAGUUCUUGAUUGACCAGCACCAAACACAGAUUCCUCAGAACCCAUCAUUUCUUUUGCCAUUGCCAUUUGCACAGCAGGAGCAAAAUCUUGUCUUGCCACCAAAGGCGAAAAGGCACAACCCCGGGACCCUUGAACAGCCGGGCUCUCAGAUCUCCCAAGGACUGUUUAUAGAUGCAGGAGAACAGCAACCAACACCAUCCCAUCAGCUCCAGCUGCUUCCCCAUUUUAGGCCAGGAGGACCAAUAGGAACAAAGCCAAAGAUGGUGGGGGAAGAAAUGGGGCAGUUUCAUCAACUACAACUACAGCAGCAGCAGCAGCAACAGCAACAACAAGCAAUUAUUGACCAGCUAUUCAAAGCUGCAGAGCUGGUCCAGACAGGGAAUCCAGUACUCGCGCAAGGGAUAUUGGCGCGGCUCAAUCACCAGCUCUCUCCAAUUGGUAAGCCUUUCUAUAGGGCUGCUUUUUAUUGCAAGGAGGCUUUACAAUUGCUACUUCAUACCAACACCAACAACUUGAACAACCCCUCUAUACCAUCUUCUUCACCUUUUAGUCUCAUCUUCAAGAUUGGUGCCUAUAAGUCCUUCUCUGAGAUCUCACCAGUUGCACAGUUUGCUAAUUUCACUUGUAACCAAGCCCUGCUUGAGGUCUUGGAUGGGUUUGAAAGAAUUCAUAUUGUUGAUUUUGAUAUCGGCUAUGGCAGGCAAUGGGCUUCUCUUAUGCAAGAGCUUGCCUUGAGAAGUGGUGGCGCACCUACCCUGAAAAUAACUGCAUUGGCCUCACCCUCCACACAUGACCAACUAGAGCUUGGACUCACUAGAGAAAGUUUGAUCCAUUUUGCUAACGAAAUUAACAUGGAAUUCGAGUUUGAGAUUUUAAGCAUUGAUUCUUUGAAUUCAACGUCGUGGUCACUGCCUCCUCUAGUCUCAGAGAAUGAGGCAAUUGCUGUCAAUCUUCCUGUUAGCUCGCUUUCGAGCUAUCAGCUGUCGCUCCCAUUGGUUCUUGGUUUCGUGAAGCAGUUGUCGCCUAGGAUUGUUGUUUCUGUGGACAAAGGUUGUGAUCGGACUGACCUACCAUUUCCAAACCAUGUAAUUCAAGUCCUUCAGUCGUACUCAAACCUUCUUGAGUCGUUAGAUGCCGUAAAUGUGAAUUUUGAUGCACUCCAAAAGAUUGAAAGGUUCUUGCUCCAACCAAGAAUUGAGAGAACUGUAAUGGGACGUUUUCGUUCCCCUGAAAAGGCGCAGCAUUGGAGGGCACUGUUUUUGUCAUCCGGACUCUCCCCAUUACCUUUCAGCAAUUUUGCAGAAUCACAGGCAGAGUGUGUGGUGAAGAGAACUCCUGUUCGGGGUUUUCACGUGGAGAAGAGGCAGUCUUCGCUUGUUCUCUGCUGGCAACGAAAGGAGCUCAUAUCUGCUUCAGCUUGGAGGUGCUGAGGAAAAGAAAUUAAAUUUGCAGUUGCCAACCAACCAUAAAAAUGAAGGUGCUGCAAAGUCACUUUUUUUAAGUAUCUGAACCUUUCAAUUUUCACUUGCUAAUUUUUCUUGUGGCAUAGGCAGAUUGUUUCGGUGUUAUAAGAACAAUCAAACAUUAUGUUAACUAGUAUUUUACUAUAGUUCCUUAUCUCAGGGUCUGUUUAAUUGUGGUAUUACUGUCAUGGAGCUCUAUAAUUUUCUGGAGGUAGGCAUAUAUUCGCAGUUUCUAGUUAUGCUGGGAACCUUGUUGUACUCUUGGCAACAUUACAAAGCCAGAAAUCAGAAAAGAUGGAAUUUUAAAUCAUUUCGUUGA